AGCUCAGUGGUUCGCUGAGACCCAGCCUCUCCUUUCAGGAAGAGACUGAAAGGAGAAAAGGCUCCAUAACGUCCGAGCGUCUCUCCUGAUGCAGGAAACAUUUCUGCUGUUCAUAGAUAAAUAAUUAUUGCCUGGAUGGAGCUGUGAGAUGGAGACCCAGAUCACCUUUAUUUGCUUGUUUCUAGUGAUUCUGGGAUUUUCUGCUGCUCAGGAAGAGAAUCGUACAGGAAUCGUUGGAGGAACCAUCACUCUACCUGCUGCUGUCACAGAGAAAGGAUAUAUUUUAUAUAACGGAGAAAUCCUUGCUUCAGUGUUUAAAGGUGAACUUGAUAUUGAUGUGAAAAUUUACAAAAACAAACUUUAUUGGAACCGAAGCUCUGGAUUCUUUACGAUCACAAACCUGCAGAAGAACGACUCAGGAAUCUAUAAAGUUCAAAAAGGCGAAUUUUCUUCUUCAUAUAAACUCCAAAUUUAUGAUCCAGCACCAACUCCUGCAGUAAAAACUGUUAAUGUGACCUCUGACCUCUGCCUGUUGAUCUGCUCUGUGGACAAACCGGAGACUCUGCUGUGGAUCAGAAACAAAGAAAUCCAGAACCAGAGCCGCUCUGCUCUGUCUCUACAUGUUACUGUCUAUAAAGAGGAUAGAGAUUCAUCAUAUAGAUGUGCAGCAGCCAAUCCUGCAGAGAACAAAACUGUUGAUGUUAAUUUAACGACUUCCUGUGGAUUCAACCAGACAGAAACUCAGACUGACAGAAGAACAUACUGGAUCCCAGCUGUCAUCUCAGUGGCACUGAUUGGAUUGAUUGUUUUUGGAUUCCUGCUGAUCCAGAAGAAAUUUCCGGGCCGAAAGUCAUCAGGCAGUCAAACACAAGGAGGUUCUGUAAGAGAAGAGGAAGUCCAGUAUACGCCAAUUCAUUUUAAGGAUAAAAGAGGAAAUCAGGGAGAAAAUAUUCCAGAACCAUCAGGAAGCAGCAACAAUCUGACAACAGUUUAUGCUAAACUGGAACAUCCAGCAACGGAUCAGAACCUGCUAACAGCCAGCAGCUAACAGCUAGCAGCUAACAGUCAGUGGCUAACAACAAGCAGCUAACAGCUAGUAGCUAAGAGCCAGCAGCUAACAGCUAGCGGCUAGCAGCGAAGAGCCAGCAGCUAACAGCUAGCGGCUAACACUGAGCAGCUAACAGCUAGCAGCUAACAUUUCUUUUCAGGACCUCCACGCUGUGAAACAGCUCAGUGUAAAUAUAUAAAUAUAAUAAAUCACUGUAGAUAUUUAGCAGCUUAUUGUACAGGACUGCAUACUUUUCCCGUUUCUUGUAUUAAGUUUAGUAUUUGUGCCUUGAAUUUUUGUGAACAUUCUGAAUAUUUUCUGUUACUAACCUUGCAGCAUUUCAUCUGUUUUAUGCACUGUUUGUUAAAUGUGCUCAGAAUGUGGUAAUAAAAAGUUUGAACCAUGAAAACAG
Messenger RNA from Gambusia affinis (western mosquitofish), 1460 nucleotides. RefSeq lists its product as uncharacterized. Bases 149 to 1048 code for a protein of 299 amino acids. The record is from RefSeq and is a predicted model, not a curated record. The transcript is spliced from 6 exons. NCBI's taxonomy places the organism in Eukaryota, Metazoa, Chordata, Actinopteri, Cyprinodontiformes, Poeciliidae.